Molecule: messenger RNA, 2958 nt
Organism: Perognathus longimembris pacificus (Pacific pocket mouse)
Lineage: Eukaryota; Metazoa; Chordata; Mammalia; Rodentia; Heteromyidae
Gene: Skor1
Product: SKI family transcriptional corepressor 1
Biological process (GO): negative regulation of transcription by RNA polymerase II; negative regulation of BMP signaling pathway
Cellular component (GO): transcription regulator complex; nucleus
Molecular function (GO): DNA-binding transcription factor activity, RNA polymerase II-specific; RNA polymerase II cis-regulatory region sequence-specific DNA binding; SMAD binding
Source: RefSeq, a predicted model, not a curated record
AUGGCGUUACUGUGUGGCCCCGGGCAAGUCACUCUCCGUCUCUGGGUCUCACUUUUUCCCCAGUCCGAAAACGGUAUUGGGUUCCUAGACGCUGCUGGAUCAUUUCGCAGGAGCGGCGGCAUGGAGGCUCUGACCACUCAGCUGGGGCCGGGACUCGAGGGCAGCUCGUCCCCCAACUCCAAACAGGAACUGCAGCCCUACUCGGGCUCUAGCGCCCUCAAGCCCAACCAAGUGGGCGAGACGUCUCUGUACGGGGUGCCCAUCGUGUCGCUGGUCAUCGACGGCCAGGAGCGCCUGUGCCUGGCGCAGAUCUCCAACACGCUGCUCAAGAACUACAGCUACAAUGAGAUCCACAACCGGCGCGUGGCCCUGGGCAUCACGUGCGUGCAGUGCACGCCGGUGCAGCUGGAGAUCCUGCGCCGGGCCGGGGCCAUGCCCAUCUCGUCGCGCCGCUGCGGCAUGAUCACCAAGCGCGAGGCGGAGCGCCUGUGCAAGUCGUUCCUGGGCGAGCACAAGCCGCCCAAGCUGCCGGAGAACUUCGCCUUCGACGUGGUGCACGAGUGCGCGUGGGGCUCGCGCGGCAGCUUCAUCCCCGCGCGCUACAACAGCUCGCGCGCCAAGUGCAUCAAGUGCGGCUACUGCAGCAUGUACUUCUCGCCCAACAAGUUCAUCUUCCACUCGCACCGCACGCCCGACGCCAAGUACACGCAGCCCGACGCCGCCAACUUCAACUCGUGGCGCCGGCACCUCAAGCUCAGCGACAAGUCGGCCACGGACGAGCUGAGCCACGCGUGGGAGGACGUCAAGGCCAUGUUUAACGGCGGCACCCGCAAGCGGACCUUCUCGCUGCAAGGCAGCGGCGCCGGCGGCGGGGCGGGCGGGCCCGGGAAGGGGGGCGCCGGCGGCGGCGGCGGCGGCGGCGGCGGCGGGGGGGCGCCCGGGUGCGGCACGGACCUGGUCCCCGGCCCGCCGCCCCACAAGAACCUGCGCUGUGGCGGCGAGGACGAGGCGGCCGGGCCUCCGGGGCCACCCCCGCCCCAUCCGCAGCGCGGGCUCGGCCUGGCCGCCGCCGCCGCCGCCGCCGCCGCCACCGGGCCGGCGGGCCCCGGAGGGCCCGGCGGCGGCGCGGGCGUGCGCAGCUACCCGGUGAUCCCGGUGCCCAGCAAAGGCUUCGGACUCCUGCAGAAGCUGCCCCCGCCGCUCUUCCCGCACCCUUACGGCUUCCCCACGGCGUUCGGCCUGUGUCCCAAGAAGGACGACCCGGUGCUGGGCGCGGGCGAGCCCAAGGGGGGCCCCGGCGCCGGGGGCGGCGGCGGCGGCGGCGGCGGCGGCGCGGGCACCGGCGGCGGCGCGGGCGGCCCGGGCGCCGGCCACUUGCCCCCGGGGGCCGGGGCGGGUCCCGGCGGCGGCGCCAUGUUCUGGGGGCACCAGCCCCCCGGCGCGGCCAAGGACGCGGCCGCCGUCGCCGCCGCCGCCGCCGCCGCCACGGUGUACCCGACGUUCCCCAUGUUCUGGCCGGCGGCGGGCAGCCUCCCGGUGCCGCCCUACCCGGCCGCUCAGAGCCAGGCCAAGGCCGUGGCGGCCGCGGUGGCGGCGGCGGCGGCGGCGGCGGCGGCGGCCGCGGGCGGCGGCGGCGGCCCGGAGCCCCUGGACGGGGCCGAGCCCGCCAAGGAGGGCGGCCUGGGCGCGGAGGAGCGCUGCGCCAGCGCCCUGUCCCGGGGGCCCCUGGACGAGGACGGCGCGGAGGACGCGCUCCCGCCGCCGCUGGGCCCGCUGCCCCCGCCGCCGCCGCCGCCCGCGCGCAAAGCCUCCUACGUGUCGGCCUUCCGGCCCGUGGUCAAGGACGCGGAGAGCAUCGCCAAGCUCUACGGCAGCGCCCGCGACGCCUACGGCGCGGGGCCUGCGCGCGCGCCCGGGCCCGGCGCCGCCACCCCCGCCGCCGCGGCCGCCGGCUACGUGAGCCCGGACUUCCUGAGCGAGGGCAGCUCCAGCUACCACUCCGCCUCCCCCGACGUGGACACCGCGGACGAGCCCGAGGUGGACGUGGAGUCCAACCGCUUCCCCGACGAGGAGAGCGCCCCGGAGGAGGCCGAGCCCGGCGCGCCCGGCGGAGGCGGAGGGGGCCCCGAGAGUGACCCGCGGCUGGGGCCCCCGCCGGCCCCCUCCCCGGGCGCCGACGGGCGCACGGACUCACCCGAGGGCGGCGGGAGCCCUCGCCCCCGGCGCCGCCUGGGGCCCGCCGCCACCGACGGGACCGCGUUUGGGGACUUGGCGGCCGACGACGCGGUACGGAGACCCGAGAGGAGCCCGCCGAGCGGCGGCUACGAGCUCCGCGGAGAGCCGUGCGGGCCUCUCGGAGGAGUCCCCGCGGCGGCCAAGGUGUACGCGGAGCGGGACGAGCUGGCGAAGAGCGCGGCGGCGGCGCUGGGGUCCGCGGCCGCCUAUCUACGCACCCCCGAGGCCCACGAACCAGAUAAGGAAGACAAUCACUCGACCACCGAGGAUUUGGAAACGAGGAAAUCCUAUUCAGACCAAAGGAGUGUCUCCCAGCCAAGCCCCACAAACACAGAUCGAGGAGAUGAUGGGCUCACCUUGGAUGUCACUGGAACUCAGCUGGUGGAGAAAGAUAUUGAAAACCUGGCAAGAGAGGAACUGCAAAAAUUGCUCUUAGAGCAAAUGGAGCUCCGCAAGAAGCUCGAGCGAGAAUUCCAAAGUCUCAAAGAUAAUUUUCAGGAUCAAAUGAAGAGGGAAUUGGCUUAUCGGGAAGAAAUGGUGCAACAGCUGCAAAUCGUCAGAGAUACCUUGUGCAAUGAACUGGACCAAGAGCGCAAGGCGCGCUACGCCAUCCAGCAGAAACUAAAAGAAGCCCACGAUGCCCUGCACCACUUCUCCUGCAAGAUGUUGACACCUCGCCACUGCACUGGCAACUGCUCCUUCAAGCCCCCGUUGAUGCCCUAG